Messenger RNA from Chaetura pelagica (chimney swift), 1222 nucleotides. It is a transcript of the gene MTAP, whose product is annotated as methylthioadenosine phosphorylase. Gene Ontology annotation, molecular function: S-methyl-5-thioadenosine phosphorylase activity. Gene Ontology annotation, biological process: nucleoside metabolic process. Lineage: Eukaryota; Metazoa; Chordata; Aves; Apodiformes; Apodidae. The record is from RefSeq and is a predicted model, not a curated record. Gene Ontology annotation, cellular component: cytosol. The transcript has 8 exons. Bases 1 to 1197 code for a protein of 398 amino acids.
AUGUUCGGCAGUAUCUAUGGGAAGACGCACUUGGGAGAUCCGCACAGAGCUGAACGCAAACAAGCCUGCGACGAAGCAGCGAUCCCUGCUCGCCCGGAGCUGCAGAACGCGGCGGCUGCCCCGGGGAGCAUCUGCCUGAAACCCCACCUGGGACCCGCCGCGGGGUCUGGCUCCGGCUUCUCCUCCUUCUCCUUCUCCGGGGCAAGGCGAAGUCGCUCUGCAGCCCUCACCGCUCCCUCCCGGCGUCAGGAACGCGAGUCCCAGCCCCGCGGCCCGAGGAGCGAAGCGCCGAACCCCCGGGGACCCCGACGGCUACUUAGGCAUGCUGUUAAAUGGAGUAUCAUCUCAGGAAGACUAAUAUGUACUUUUCUGUGUAAGAUUGGAAUUAUUGGUGGAACUGGCCUGGAUGAUCCGGAUAUCUUAGAAGGAAGAACAGAAAAAUAUGUUGAUACUCCUUAUGGCAAGCCAUCAGAUGCUUUGAUAUUGGGAAAGAUUAAAAAUGUGGACUGUGUGCUGUUGGCAAGACAUGGAAGGCAUCAUACAAUUAUGCCAUCAAACGUCAAUUACCGUGCCAAUAUCUGGGCAUUAAAAGAAGAAAAUUGUUCACAUGUGUUAGUGACUACUGCCUGUGGUUCAUUACAAGAAGAAAUACAACCUGGUGAUCUUGUCAUAAUUGACCAGUUCAUUGACAGGACAACUAAAAGACAUUGUACUUUAUACGAUGGGCAGCAUUCCAGUCUUUCAGGAGUAUGUCACAUUCCAAUGGCAGAACCAUUCUGCACCAAAACCAGAGAGAUUCUUAUUGAGACUGCCAAGAAGCUUGGGCUCCAGUGUCAUUCCAAGGGGACAAUGAUCACAAUUGAAGGUCCUCGUUUCAGUUCUCGAGCAGAAAGCUUGAUGUUUCGCAGCUGGGGAGCUGAUGUCAUCAACAUGACCACAGUGCCUGAAGUGAUUCUUGCCAAAGAAGCUGGAAUGAGUUACGCUAGUAUUGCCAUGGCAACAGAUUACGACUGCUGGAAGGAACACGAAGAAGCAGUUUCGGUGGAUAAAGUUUUAAAGAUACUGAAAGGGAAUGCAAAUAAGGCUACUAGCAUACUCCUAACUGCUAUACCUCAGAUAGGUUCCAUGGAAUGGACAGACACCCUGCACACCCUGAAAACAACAGUGCAGUGUUCUGUCAUCCUGCCAAAACAGUAACAGCCUGGAUCGACCCUGAAGUUUG